UCCCCAGGCUCGCCCAAGCCCGCCGUCCUCCACCGCUCCGGCCAGGAGGCUCCCUCUGACACCGACCCAUCAAACACGAGGGGCCGGGGGUCCUCAAAAGUCUCUUCCCGGCACUACAACUAAGAAUACUACCAGUUCUCAAUGCCUGGCUCCAAGGCACUGUCUUCUCAAAGUCCCAAGAGGAUAUUUCAGCCUAGCCUAAGAAUAACUAACCAGAAUCGGCCAUCUGUGGUGAUACGUGCUGCAUCAUAUAAGCAACUAAACACCCACGUGGAUAGUGGUCAGCAGUCACAGCUUUUCCUGCCACUUUCUGGUUCAAUCUUGCCACAUCUUCAGCCAGCGAGCUCGAACUAUGACUUAGCACCUCGGAUUAACACCGGAAAAAAAGACUGGGGUCACCAGGCUGCUCUUACUACAUCUCUCAUCAAAGAAAACUCUCAAGGGAAGCAGCUACCCACAGAUGCCACCUCUUGCUUGCACCGACUCCAGGAAAGAGUCACAUACAGGGAAUGCAGAGCAGAUAAUACUGAAUGGCAAAUGCAAGAGGAGUUGGUGCGCAAAUUAGAAGAUCAGCUGGCGCAAGAAAAGCAGAGACUGUAUGUUAUGAGGGCAGAGCUGGCAUUAACCUCCCAUUCACAGCUUCCAUAUGGAUCAGGGCUAAUCUUCUCGCCCCAGACCAAAGGGCCAAGGAGUGAGCUUGUGAAUGAAAUCUGUUUCUCCAGCCACCAUGGGAUAAACAGCAAUUCAGUGAAGAACCCCAGCAUGGACUAUUACCGGCAUACCACGACCCGCCCACCUUUCACAUAUGCUGCCCUGAUUUGUUGGGCAAUCCUAGAAUCUCCCAAGAAACAACUCAGUCUGAAUGAGAUUUACCGCUGGUUCAACAAUUUUGGCUACUUCAGGCACAACACCCCUACCUGGAAGAAUGCUAUUCGACACAACCUGAGCUUGCACAAAUGCUUUGUGCGUGUGGAGAAUGUCAAGGGAGCUGUUUGGACAGUGGAUGAACUUGAGUACCAGAAGAAAAGGAACCAGCGCUGUGCUACUUAUCCACACCCAGUUCUAUUCAACCAAGGAGCAAGUGGUUCAGUUGCACCGCUGGAACCAGCAGGCCAGCCAAGAACAGAAAGGAGUGUCUGCUAUGGACAGGAGUCUUCUCCCUACUUGUCUUGUCUCCCAGGAACCACUGAGAGCUGAGCUGACUCUCCCCCAUCACACACUGAGAGCACAGUGUGUUGGAUCCUGUUUCCAAGCCACGGAUGCAGAGGCAUCAAAUCUAGGGGCAGAACCUUUUGAGGCAGGGGCAGCCGAAACUAGCCACACACCGCAAUUUUGUUACUUCUCAGCAGCAGUCCUAGUAUUCUGAAUCAGGAAAAGGAAAAGGGAAUUUUAUUAUUUUUUUUUUAGGAGAAAAGGAACAAGGGGCUGGUAUGAAAUAAUAAAGGGAAGAACGAAUGUCCCCAUUGCAUAUCUGUUUCUCCAGGAUAGCCUCUAUGUCAGAAGGAUGGCACAAGGGCUCCCCAUUUUGCCCCAAAUGUGCUGCAC
This is a messenger RNA of Candoia aspera, 1545 nucleotides long. It is a transcript of the gene FOXP3, whose product is annotated as forkhead box P3. NCBI's taxonomy places the organism in Eukaryota, Metazoa, Chordata, Lepidosauria, Squamata, Candoiidae. Gene Ontology annotation, biological process: regulation of transcription by RNA polymerase II. Gene Ontology annotation, cellular component: nucleus. The coding region runs from base 142 to 1197 and encodes 351 amino acids. The transcript is spliced from 9 exons. Gene Ontology annotation, molecular function: DNA-binding transcription repressor activity, RNA polymerase II-specific; RNA polymerase II cis-regulatory region sequence-specific DNA binding. The record is from RefSeq and is a predicted model, not a curated record.